AUGGCCAACCCUUUGAAAUACAAGUAUACUUCGCCCCUAGCUGGUUUCGAAAACGCGCCCCCGCUCUCAGAAGAGAGGAAUGAAGAUGGAAAGAGCCUUGUGAAUCCCCAACGUGAGGGUCUGAGCGAGGCUUAUAACACCUUCACUGAGCCACUGGAUAACGGCCGGAGAGGAGCCUUUGAUAUCCACAUCUAUUAUUUCCAGCACAGCAAGGAGCAAACCAAAUAUGCACGUGAGCUAUGGGAGCGCAUCCGAAGAGAGUUCCCGGAGCUGAGAGUUUAUGCCUUUUGGGAUGGGCCAGUCGGCCCACACCCGGUAGCCAUGUUUGAAGUUAACGUCUUUACUCCUGCUCAAUUCGGCGCAUUUGUUUCUUGGCUAGCCAUCUGGCGGGGCCCCCUCUCGGCUCUUAUCCACCCCAACACGAUUCCAGAAGAGGGAGUGCCAUCUUCCGAGUCUGCAUUCCGCGACCACUCACAGCGGGCCAUUUGGAUGGGCGAGAAGGUACCUCUAGAUUUUACCUUGUUUGCUUCUUCUUCUUAG
This is a messenger RNA of Trichoderma asperellum CBS 433.97, 540 nucleotides long. RefSeq lists its product as uncharacterized. The record is from RefSeq and is a predicted model, not a curated record. NCBI's taxonomy places the organism in Eukaryota, Fungi, Ascomycota, Sordariomycetes, Hypocreales, Hypocreaceae.